Messenger RNA from Triticum aestivum (bread wheat), 2303 nucleotides. RefSeq names its product L-type lectin-domain containing receptor kinase IX.1-like. The transcript has 3 exons. The record is from RefSeq and is a predicted model, not a curated record. Gene Ontology annotation, biological process: protein phosphorylation. Lineage: Eukaryota; Viridiplantae; Streptophyta; Magnoliopsida; Poales; Poaceae. Bases 1 to 2205 code for a protein of 734 amino acids. Gene Ontology annotation, molecular function: ATP binding; protein kinase activity; carbohydrate binding.
AUGGUGAUGAAGAGAGCCAAGUGCUUUCUUUCCCUCGGCUUCCCAUACUUGCUCCUACUCAUCAUGGGUAGCUGCCUUCCUCAUGUCACCUCCCUUAGCUUCAGCUACAACUUCUCCGGCGCCGGCGUCCUCGCCGGCGCCGACCUCAAGUACAUGGACGACUCCGCCCCCGCCCUCAACCGGAUCGAUCUGACCAACCACUCGAGGAAGUGGAGCACCGGCCGCGUAGCCCACGGGCAGGCGGUGCGUCUCUGGGACGACAGCGCAGGCAAGGCCGCCAACUUCACCACCCACUUCGCCUUCGCCAUCAAGCCCGCCAGCGAUAACAGCGCGGCAAGUAGAAUUACUUUCCCAUGUCAUGCAUGGCGUUCGUACGCUUAUCAGUCGCUGCUUGCGCUGCAGAGAGGUGAUGGCAUGGCGUUCUUCGUGGGGCCUUACCCGCCGAGCAUGCCCAGGGACGCGACGGGCGGGUACCUCGCGCUGUUCAACAACCGCGACAACCCGGCCAACACCGACUUCCCGCCGACCGUCGGCGUGGAGUUCGACACGUACAGGAACCUCGGCUGGGACCCCACCGACACCAACUGCCACAUCGGCGUCAACGUCAACAGCAUCAGGUCCAUGGAGUACACGGCGCUGCCGGACGGCAUCUAUAACGGGAUCAUGUCGGCGAAGGUGAGCUACGACGCCCAAACGGCCACGCUCUCGGCCACUCUGCGGUUUGACGAUCCGCCAGGGCAGAGCACAUACACGGUCAGCGCAAACGUAGAUCUGCGGAGAGCCGGUCUGCCGCAGGACGCGGCGGUUGGGUUCUCGGCGUCCAUCGCGGACUUCAUCGAGCAGCAUCAGAUUCUUUCAUGGUCGUUCGACUCCACCAUGUCUGAUUCAAAGACAAAAAACAGAGGUCUACUUGCCGGGCUAGUAUCCGCUGGUAUCUUCGUACUGCUCGUCAUAGCCUCAUGGCUCGGCUACCGCAAAUGUCUGAAAAGGAAGGGUAUAGCAUCUAGAGGUGCAAAGACCCCUCUUGACCAAGACAUGGACAACGAGUUUGAGAAGGGUGUGGGGCCUCGGAGAUUCAGGUACAACGAGCUAUCGCGGGCUACUCGGGGAUUCUCCGACGAGGAGAAGCUCGGCGAGGGUGGCUUCGGGGCAGUAUACAGAGGGUUCUUGCAAGACCAGGGGCUGCAUGUGGCCAUCAAGAGAGUUUCCAAGACAUCGAAUCAGGGGAGGAGGGAAUACAUCGCAGAAGUGACCAUCAUCGGCCGGUUAAGGCAUCGCAACCUUGUCCAGCUUGUCGGGUGGUGCCAUAAAGCCGACGAGCUCCUGCUCGUCUACGAGCUUAUGACGAACGGCAGCCUCGAUGCCCAUCUCUACAAUUCCACGGAAGUCCUAACAUGGGCAACCAGGUACCAAAUCAUUCUUGGCAUGGGGUCUGCGCUGACAUACCUGCACCAGGAGUGGGAGCAGUGCGUGGUGCACAGGGACAUCAAGCCGAGCAACGUGAUGCUUGACUCGUCGUUCAACGCCAAGCUGGGGGACUUCGGGCUCGCGCGCAUCGUCAACCACAGCAGCGGCGCUCACACCACGACGACGUUGGCCGGCACCAAGGGCUACAUGGACCCGGCGUACGCGGUGACCAUCCGGGCUAGCGCGCAGACUGACGUCUACAGCUUUGGGGUCGUCCUCCUCGAGAUCGCCUGUGGCCGCAGGCCCGUCGACCCUCAGGAGGAGGAGAGCAAGGUCCUGCUCGUCGAGUGGGUCUGGGGGCUGUACGGGAGAGGCGCGCUCCUCGACGCGGCGGACGCGCGGCUGGACGGCGACAUGGACGCGCGCGAGAUGGAGUGCGCGCUGGUCACGGGCCUCUGGUGCGUGCACCCGGACUACGGCUUCCGGCCGUCCAUCCGACAAGCCAUGAGCGUGCUCCAGUUCGAGGCGCCGCUUCCGGAACUCCCCCCGGAGAGGCCGGUGGCAGUGUACGCGCCGCCUCACGGAGUACACGGAUCGAGCUACACGUCGUCGACUGGGAGUUCCGGCGCCGGCGGAUGCUCGUCCACAAGUGACCGGACGGCGGCGAACAGCCGUUCAUUUGCCAUUGCGGCGUCCAGGACGAGUCAGACCACAAGGCCGACCACCGCGUCCACGCCUGACCAAACUCACGCCCCGGGCAUGACUGGGCAUGUUCAGUCCACGAACUUCUCUUCCUAGCACAAUACUGUCAAGGUGCGACUGUUUUACUACUCCAUCCGUAAAAAAAUGUAAGAGCAUUUAGAUUACUACUUUAGUGAUCUAAACGCUAUUGUAGU